AUGCCCUCUUCCUCUUCUUCUACAAGCCCGAAAGCAACCACAACGCCACAUGCACUCUUUCUCCCCUUCGAUCCCAACUCUCCUCUACUGGUAGCCAAGGGAGUAUUAACGACAGGUACAGUCGGAGCUAUCACUGGAGCGUCUAUUGGUGUAAUUCAAUCCAAAAACCCCUUCGCACUCUCUAUCAAUAUGACCAUUAACCUAUCUAUAGCAGGUCUAACAUUCUUUAGUAUCAGAGAAUAUCUUGUAUCUCCUUUACUACUAUCCAUCGAACUCACCCCUUCUCAUUCCAGACGACUAAGCCUACUACAACACGGGGAAGGAGGGUUAUCAGAAGUUCAACGUGGUAAACUACCUAGUCUAUCUGAAGUGAGGUGGGACAGAGUAUCAGAUAGUGCUAUUGCAGGUGGCCUGACUGGUGGUGUACUAAGUGCUGCUUUCCGUGGAAGGGCGACAUUCGUCAAAGCGGGUAUAACAUCUUCCCUAAUCGCUUCGAUACUUCAAUUAUCAAUCAAUCAAGCUAGAGUGAUACGUUUGAAAACUUUAGCUAAACGGCAGUCUACCUCCACAAUAACAUCACCACCUUCCCCCCAAAAGACUUUGGAAGGUUCUUUCAAUGAUCAGAACCAGUCUCAAUCUCAAAUAACACAAUCAUUCGAACAACCUCUUAAAAACCCCAUACCAAAUACAGAUAUCAAGCUAGAAUCGCAGAAGCAUGAGAGCAACGUUACGUUCCCGGAGAGGAUGAUGAAUAGCUUGACCAAGUUUUUGCCAGUUCGCAAAUUGACGAACGAAGAGUAUGUCCAGACAUUGGAGAAGAAAAGGAUGGAAGUGGAUAAGAUGUUGAGGGAGAUUGAUGAGGAAGAGAAGAGGAUGUAUGAUUGGGCGCAGAGUCAGAACGGGACCCGAUCGUGA
Kwoniella botswanensis is the source of this 915-nucleotide messenger RNA. RefSeq lists its product as uncharacterized. The transcript has 4 exons. NCBI's taxonomy places the organism in Eukaryota, Fungi, Basidiomycota, Tremellomycetes, Tremellales, Cryptococcaceae. Bases 1 to 915 code for a protein of 304 amino acids. The record is from RefSeq and is a predicted model, not a curated record.